GGUGACAUCGUCGCCGUUAACCACGACCGUUAUGGUCGUCAAGAGGGUCUUGUCGUCGGCGCCCGUGUCGACUUCGCUGGCCGACAAAUUCUCGAAGUCCAGCUCGAAGCCUCGAAUGAAAUCUACCAAGCAUGGUACCCCACCGUCACUCGCGUCAGGCGAACAGUCUCCUACUCCCGACCCGUCGUUGCAAAACAGCGCACCAUCGUCAAUGAACGCCGAAUCUACUGGUGA
This is a messenger RNA of Suillus paluster, 234 nucleotides long. RefSeq lists its product as uncharacterized. The record is from RefSeq and is a predicted model, not a curated record. The transcript is spliced from 3 exons. Lineage: Eukaryota; Fungi; Basidiomycota; Agaricomycetes; Boletales; Suillaceae. The annotation marks the transcript as partial.